This is a messenger RNA of Helianthus annuus (common sunflower), 1020 nucleotides long. RefSeq lists its product as uncharacterized. Lineage: Eukaryota; Viridiplantae; Streptophyta; Magnoliopsida; Asterales; Asteraceae. The transcript has a single exon. The coding region runs from base 1 to 1020 and encodes 339 amino acids. The record is from RefSeq and is a predicted model, not a curated record.
AUGAGUAAAAUUGACAGGAUUUUUGUGAAUCAAAAGUAUGUGGACAGAUGGUCUGAUUCUUGCUUCUCGGCCCUUCCUAGGUACCUCUCCGAUCACUCUCCCAUAAUGCUAAAGUCAGCCUCUCUUGAUUACGGGCCGACACCCUUUCGGUUUUACAAUUCUUGGCUUGAUGUUCCGGAUUUCGAUAAAGUGGUAAAGGAGCUAGAAGAGUCUUUUGUUUUUGAUGGGCCUCCUGAUAUAAGACUGGCAUAUAAGUUGAAGCACUUUAAAGAAGGUAUAAAACAGUGGGUUAAGGUUAAUAAAAAAAGUGAGGAAGUUAAAUUUGAGUCCUGUAAAUCUGAAUUAUCUCUCCUGGAUGAGAUUUUGGAGCAAAGGGACUUAGAGGAAGAGGAGGAGUGGGUUAGACUGGAGUGCAUAAAAGACCUGGAGGAAUUAGAAUGGAAAAAAACCAAAGAUUUGCGUCAAAAGUCUAGGGAUAAAUGGGUCUCUUCGGGCGACGAUAACACGGCCUUUUUCCAUUGUCUCAUAAAACACAAGGAUCUCUCUAAUAAGAUUCACGGGUUAGAGAUUGGUGGUAGGUGGUGUACCAUCCCGAACAAGGUGAAGAAGGAGGUUCAUCGAUUCUUUAAGGAGAGAUUUAAAGAGAACUGGGGUGUUCGUCCUAGUCUUGACGGGGGUGGGUUCAAGGAAUUAUCGGUUUUUGAGCAAGAGGCAUUGAUAGCUCCUUUCUCUCAUUCCGAGAUUAAAGAAGCGGUUUGGGAUUGUGGGAGUAACAAAGCUACGGGGCCCGACGGUUUUAAUAUAAAAUUUAUCAAGCAUUUCUGGAAUUUUCUAGAAAGGGACUGGAAGGAAUUGGUGAACUAUUUUCAUGUUAAAGAGACAUUGGAUCAGUCCUUUUGUUCUUCCUUCAUAGCAUUGGUCCCUAAGGUGAAAGGAUCGACUAGACUGGAAGAUUUUAGACCUAUCAAUUUCGUUGGAGUGGUGGUUAAAAUUGUUUCAAAUUGUUGGCUAAUAGAAUGA